CAAACUGGCUACAGUGUCUUGGCAGCUAUAAUGGGGGUUUUCUCAGUGUCAGGGGUCAUCCUUAAUGUUUGGGUGAUUGUUGUGACAGUGAAACACAGACAGUUGAGACAACCCUUGAGCUAUGCUCUAGUUAAUCUGGCCAUUUGUGACCUGGGCUGUGCCGUUUUGGGAGGAAUACCCACAACUAUAAUGACUGCUAUGGGACACUUCAGCUUGGGACGGGCUGGAUGUAUCAUAGAGGGCUUUGCUGUGGCUUUCUUUGGAAUAGCAAGUUUAUGCACUGUAGCAGUGAUUUCCAUUGAGCGUUAUGUCGUGGUAUGCUACCCUUUGGGAUCAGUGCUGUUCCAAGCCAGACAUGCAGUUGCCGGAGUGGUGCUGUCCUGGGUUUGGUCUUUCAUCUGGAACACUCCUCCUCUCUUCGGAUGGGGCAAUUAUGAAUUGGAGGGUAUCAGGACCUCUUGCGCCCCCAACUGGUACAGUCGGGACGUGGGUAACAUGUCCUAUAUCAUCAUGUAUUUCUUUCUCUGCUUUGCCCUGCCCUUCUCUGUCAUCAUGGUGUCCUAUUCACGGCUGCUGUGGACUCUGCGACAGGUGACUAAGCUCCAGGUGUCGGAGGGGGGCAGUACUCAUCGUGUGGAGGUGCAGGUGGCCCGGAUGGUGGUGGUCAUGGUGCUGUUCUUCUUGGUGACGUGGCUGCCGUACGCCUCUAUGGCCCUGUCCGUCAUCCUGGUCCCCUCUCUCUACAUCGACCCCGUUAUAGCCGCUAUACCUGUGUUCCUGGCCAAGAGCAGCACAGUCUACAACCCCAUCAUCUACGUCUUCAUGAACAGACAGUUUCGAAACUAUGCUGUCCCUGCUAUUCUGUGUGGAUGGAACCCCUGGGCCUCAGAGGGACAGCUGUCAGAGGGAGAGACGACAGCAACCUCCAUCAGCAAGAACCAGAGAGUGUCACCCAAAGAAUCGCUAAAGGAAUGA
This is a messenger RNA of Periophthalmus magnuspinnatus, 975 nucleotides long. It is a transcript of the gene parapinopsina, whose product is annotated as parapinopsin a. The coding region runs from base 31 to 975 and encodes 314 amino acids. Gene Ontology annotation, molecular function: G protein-coupled receptor activity. Gene Ontology annotation, biological process: visual perception; G protein-coupled receptor signaling pathway. Lineage: Eukaryota; Metazoa; Chordata; Actinopteri; Gobiiformes; Gobiidae. The transcript has 5 exons. Gene Ontology annotation, cellular component: membrane; photoreceptor outer segment. The record is from RefSeq and is a predicted model, not a curated record.